Messenger RNA from Oncorhynchus tshawytscha (Chinook salmon), 800 nucleotides. It is a transcript of the gene grapa, whose product is annotated as GRB2 related adaptor protein a. The record is from RefSeq and is a predicted model, not a curated record. Gene Ontology annotation, molecular function: protein binding. NCBI's taxonomy places the organism in Eukaryota, Metazoa, Chordata, Actinopteri, Salmoniformes, Salmonidae.
UUCUCUCGCUCUCUCUCUCUCUCUCUUUCUCUCUCUCUCUCAUUGUGGUGAGUAGCAGUAGCAGCAGCACUAGUUGUCUCAUGGAACUCAGUCAGGCAAAUGACCAUUCUCCUCUCUCCUCUUCUCUUCUCCUUCUCUCUACUCCUACUCCUCUCUUCUUCUCCUCUCUCCUCCUCUCUUCUUCACCUGCUGUUUUCUCUCUGCUCAGAGGUAGUGGAAAAUAUAUUGCUCCUUUCUUCUCUCUCCUCCUCUCUCCUCUCCUCCCCCUCUCACCCCUUGAGCUGGGGGUCAGCGGGGCUCUCUGUGUGUGAGGGAGGGGGGGGAGAGGGUUCAGGAUGGAAGCGAUGGCUCUCUAUUCGUUCCGAGCCACGGAGGGUGAUGAGCUCAGUUUCAACAAGGAAGACGUACUUAAGGUCAUCAACAUGGAAGAUGAUCCUAACUGGUACACAGCGGAGCUCAACAACAAGAAAGGAUACGUACCCAAAAACUAUAUCAAUCUCAGACCACACGCGUGGUUUGCAGGCCGUGUCUCCAGGGGGGUUGCAGAGGGCAGAUUGAGACAGAGAGACCGCGGAGCGUUCAUCGUGAGAGAGAGUGAGAGCGCUCCAGGAGAAUUCUCCAUGUCCGUUAGUUACGGGGACCAUGUGCAGCACUUCAAGGUGCUCCAGGACAGGUCAGGACAGUACUUUGUUUGGGAGGAGAUGUUCUUCUCUCUGAAUCAGAUGGUGGAGUUUUACCAUAGCAACAGCAUCGCCAAGGAGGGAACCGUCUUCCUACGAGACCCAGAACACCCUGCCAGG